This is a messenger RNA of Insectozyma verbasci, 1248 nucleotides long. Lineage: Eukaryota; Fungi; Ascomycota; Pichiomycetes; Serinales; Debaryomycetaceae. The record is from the annotation of a GenBank genome assembly.
AUGAGUAUACCACAACCUUCGCAACAACCACCUAAUUAUUCACAACAACCACCUAAUUAUUCACAACAACCUCCAAUACCAUCUCAACCGCAACCGCAACCUCAACCUCAACCUCAACCUCAACCUCAACCUCAACCUCAACCUCAACCUCAACCUCAACCUCAACCUCAACCUCAACCUCAACCUCAAAUUCAAAAUCAACAACGUCAAGUUUCUUUUAAUGUUUCAGAUCAUUAUCAAAUUUUGGAAAUUGUUGGUGAAGGUGCUUAUGGUAUAGUUUGUUCUGCAAUUCAUAAACCAAGUCAACAAAAAGUUGCUAUUAAAAAAAUAGAACCAUUUGAAAGAUCUAUGCUUUGUUUAAGAACUUUAAGAGAAUUAAAAUUAUUAAAACAUUUUAACCAUGAAAAUAUUAUAAGUAUAUUAGCAAUUCAAAGACCAAAUAAUUUUGAAACUUUUAAUGAAAUUUAUCUUAUACAAGAAUUAAUGGAAACUGAUUUACAUAGAGUUAUACGUACUCAAAAAUUAACUGAUGACCAUAUACAAUAUUUUACAUAUCAAACUUUAAGAGCUUUAAAAACUUUACAUUCAGCAAACGUUUUACAUAGAGAUUUAAAACCAUCAAAUUUAUUACUUAAUUCAAAUUGUGAUUUAAAAAUUUGUGAUUUUGGUUUAGCUAGAUCAAUUGCUUCAAGUGAAGAUAAUUUUGGUUUUAUGACUGAAUAUGUUGCAACAAGAUGGUAUAGAGCUCCUGAAAUUAUGUUAACUUUUCAAGAAUAUACUACUGCUAUAGAUGUUUGGUCCGUAGGUUGUAUAUUAGCUGAAAUGUUGAGUGGUAAACCUUUAUUUCCUGGUAGAGAUUAUCACAAUCAAUUAUGGUUAAUUAUGGAAAUUUUAGGUACUCCAAAUGUUGAAGAUUUUUAUAAUAUAAAAUCAAAAAGAGCAAGAGAAUAUAUUAGAUCAUUACCAUUUUGUAAAAAAAUUUCAUUUAAAGAUUUAUUUAAAGAUAAUUCAAUAAAUCCGUUAGCUUUAGAUUUAUUAGAAAAAUUAUUAAUUUUUAAUCCAUCAAAAAGAAUUAAAGUUGAAGACGCUUUAAAACAUCCUUAUUUAAAAUUAUAUCAUGAUCCAAUGGAUGAACCAAAUAGUGAAAAAAUUCCUGAUAAUUUUUUUGACUUUGAUAAAAGAAAAGAUGAAUUAAGUAUAUUGGAUUUAAAGAAAAUGUUAUUCGACGAAAUUAUGAAGCCAUUAUAA